UGAAGCUAUUUUUAUUAGAUUUUGACAAACCUGCUAAAAGAAAUUACCUGAUAAAGUUACCAAACAACCCUCAUAGGCCAUAGAAGAUCAGACAACCAAGUAACCUCCCUCCAAACUCCGACACCCUUUUUCAUUUUAUCGACCAUUCGAUCGAUCAAUAAUUCAAUCAAAACCAAACUCGACGAUGGGGACGGCGGGUGGGAGCGACGUGGAGGCGGGGUUCGCCAAGCUACAAGGCGAAGACUUCGAAUACUAUAUGCAAACUUACUCGAUAAUGCUCGGCCGCAACUCCAAGAAAUCCACAGUCGACGUCGACUUAGCCAGCCUCGGAGGCGGCAUGAACAUUUCGCGCCACCACGCCCGCAUCUUCUACGACUUCACGCGUCGCCGUUUCGCGCUUGAAGUCCUCGGCAAAAACGGCUGCCUCGUCGAAGGCGUACUCCACCUUCCUGGUAAUCCUCCCGUCAAGCUCGAUUCCCAGGACCUCCUCCAAAUCGGCGACAAAGAAUUUUACUUUCUUCUCCCCGUGAGGAGCAUUCUCGGGGGAGCCCUCGCGCCUAGGCACCAUGUUUCAAUUUACCAGACAGUAGGGGCUGGGGCCGCGGCUGGAGGGAUGCCGCAUCAUGGUUACCAUGGCGGAAUGGAGGCGGGGAGAACAGUGGGGUCUGUGUCUGGUUCUGCUGUGGUGGCAGCGGGAGCUAAGAAAGGGAAGGGAAGAGAGUAUUAUGAGGAGGAGUAUGGGGAGGAAGAGGAUGUUGGGAGUGGUGGGAAGAAGGUUAGGAGGGAAGAGUGGUAUAGUGGGGUGGAAGCCGGGUCAGGAGGAAAGACGGGUUUGGCGGGAGGAUUAGUUCCUGGAGAGAAGAAGGGAGAGGGAAGAUCAAGAGUUGACCGUGAAUCUGAUAAUCAACAACUUAUGCAGUUGGAAGAAAAGGAUGUGGUGUCAUCUGUAGCUACUGUGCUUUCUGAUCUUUGUGGUCCUGGAGAAUGGAUGGCCAUGGAGAAACUUCAUGCUGAGCUGGUUGAACAGUUUAGUAAUAUCUGGCAUCACAGCCGAGUUAGAAGGUAUCUUUCAUCUGAGGACUGGCCUGGUCCUGAAUCCAAGGGGAAACCAUGGUAUGGUCUGCUUAUGUUGUUAAGAAAAUACCCUGAACACUUUGUUAUCAACACAAGAUCCAAGGGCCGGAUAACCCUGGAGUUCGUCUCUCUUGUAUCUUUGCUUACAUAGAAUAAUGGUCACAAAGCAUCCAAAAGGCACUUCCCUUGUAUGUUCAUCUUACUUGUCUUGUUGGGGAAUUCAAAGAAGUUGCAGAGUGUAGAAAAUGAUGCUAAUGUUCUUAAUCUGGAGAGCCACCCACUUUGAGCUCUGAACUGACUUAUUGCGUAUAUGUAGCUGGAUGGCAGACUUAAAGAUUUAUUGCUGUCAUCUGUUUUUUUUUUUUUUAAUGAACCCCCUGUACAUUUUAUGCUGGCAAUAAAACUUUCCUUCCACGAAAGGAUGCUUGUUAAAUAUUGUACUGUUUUAUAACUAGUAUGCUGGUAGUCACAUCCAUUUGAGAUUUGCUAUAUGAACUCUCUUGGUGGCUUGGUUGAUAAGAAUCUAUAGCUUAGAUUAUUAUAAUGAUACUAGCAGUUUUUAGAAGGUUACCGCUGCACAUGAGAUCCAUGUUGGAUCAUAGAGAUGCAAAUCCCUUAUCCUAGGGGAAAGUCUGCGUCAAGCACUCUGGAACUUGUCUGCAUUGGGUGCCUGUAGCAGAUAAUAGGGACCAUAACGAAAAUGCAAAGUACUUGGGAUAGUAAACAGUUAGUGGGGUCAGCUAAAGCC
Molecule: messenger RNA, 1822 nt
Organism: Durio zibethinus
Lineage: Eukaryota; Viridiplantae; Streptophyta; Magnoliopsida; Malvales; Malvaceae
Product: FHA domain-containing protein FHA2-like
Biological process (GO): regulation of ribosomal protein gene transcription by RNA polymerase II
Cellular component (GO): nucleus
Molecular function (GO): sequence-specific DNA binding; protein binding
Source: RefSeq, a predicted model, not a curated record